Messenger RNA from Myxocyprinus asiaticus (Chinese sucker), 7864 nucleotides. Its product is annotated as choline transporter-like protein 1. NCBI's taxonomy places the organism in Eukaryota, Metazoa, Chordata, Actinopteri, Cypriniformes, Catostomidae. The record is from RefSeq and is a predicted model, not a curated record. Gene Ontology annotation, molecular function: transmembrane transporter activity. Gene Ontology annotation, cellular component: membrane. Gene Ontology annotation, biological process: transmembrane transport. The transcript is spliced from 18 exons. The coding region runs from base 81 to 2336 and encodes 751 amino acids.
CUCUCAGGCUGACCAGGCUGACAUCAUUGAGCUGUUGCUCGCCCCUUCACAGGGCGCUGGCAUGCUGCACACCGCGGAAGAUGAGCGAGGCGAGACGGUCAACAUCAAGCUUCUAUCGGCCGAGGUCCACCUGGAUGAAGAGGACAAAACGAGAAUGGAAACCGCUGGAGGACAGAAGCUGCACAGAUCUGCCAUGGCUUCUGUUAUUCACAUUGUUCUGUUUAGGAAUGUGCGGAAUCUGUGGGUUUACCAUCGUGACUGGAGGGGCGGCGCGGCUGGUCUUUGGAUAUGACAGCUACGGUAACACAUGCGGUCAGCGCAACAAGGCCAUCGAAGGUGUCCGGCUGAGCGGUCUCGAUCACACCGACAGAAAAUAUGUCUUUUUCCUGGAUCCAUGCAACAUAGACAUCAUCCAGAGGAAGAUUAAGUCCAUGGCGCUGUGCGUGUCACAAUGUCCCACAGAGAAACUGUCGACUUACUACGACCUCAAGAGGUUUGCCAUGAUGAAUGGGUCUGAGCUUUGUUCAUACGAGUUACCUGGUCAUAAGUACCCACAACUUCUAGAGCGUUUCGACAAGUGUCCCAAACUUCCAGUACCAGAGAGCAAAGCUCUUCCAGUAUUUAACCGCUGCACGCCGGUGGAUAUCUCCUGCUAUGCUAAGUUUGCUGAAGCAGUUGUUACGUUUGUCAGUGAUAACAGCAUGUUAAACAGACUGAUCGCCGGGGUGGCGGCCAGCAAAGAGAUCAUUGUCGGACUUUGUCUGCUGGCUCUAGUUCUGUCCAUGAUCCUCAUGGUGGUAAUCCGUUACAUCUCUGCUGUCCUGGUUUGGAUCCUCACUGCACUUUUGGUUCUGGGUUCUCUGGGAUGCACCAGCAUUCUGUGGUGGUUAUAUAUCGACUACAAAAUGAAAAUGAAUGAAACUGUAUCUAAGGAUUUGAAGGAAGCAGAAGAAGCCAGUGGUGACAUUAAGACCACGAAAGGCCAUGCUCAAAGCCUGCUUAUCUACGCCGUUUCAGCAACUGUGUUUACGGGAAUUUUGUUGCUUCUGAUGUUGUUCAUGAGGAAGAGAAUGGCCCUGACCAUUGCCCUGUUCCACGUGGCAGGAAAAGUGUUUAUUCAUCUACCGCUGCUGGCGCUGCAGCCCUUCUGUACCUUCCUUGCUCUUUCUUUAUUCUGGGUCUACUGGAUCCUGGUCCUACUCUUCCUUGGCACCUCUGGGAACCCGGAGAAGAAUGAGGACACAGGUUUGGUUGAGUUCAGACUCUCAGGCGCAUUGCAGUACAUGACCUGGUACCACGCAGUGGGUCUGAUCUGGAUCAGUGAGUUCAUCCUGGCCUGUCAGCAGAUGACUGUAGCCGGCGCUGUGGUAACCUACUAUUUCACAAGGGACAAAACCAAACUCCCAGUGAUGCCCAUCCUGUCAUCAGUGCUGCGGCUGGUGCGCUAUCACCUGGGUACUGUGGCCAAGGGCUCCUUCAUCAUCACCCUGGUCAAGAUCCCACGCCUCAUUCUCAUGUACAUCCACAACCAACUCAAAGGAAAGGAAAAUGUUUGUGCACGCUGCAUGCUGAAGACCUGUAUCUGCUGUCUGUGGUGUCUGGAGAAGUGCCUCAAUUAUUUGAAUCAGAAUGCGUAUGCGGCAACGGCCAUCAACAGCACCAGUUUCUGCACAUCGGCCCGUGAUGCCUUCAUGAUCCUGGUGGAAAACGCUCUGAGGGUGGCAACCAUCAACACCGUGGGAGAUUUUGUACUGUUCCUGGGCAAGAUCCUGAUUGUGACAAGUACAGCUUUUGUAGGGGUGUUGGCUCUGAAUUAUCAGAAAGAAUACACAGAGUGGGUGCUGCCACUCAUCAUCGUGUGUUUGUUUGCGUUCCUGGUGGCACACUGCUUCCUGUCCAUCUUCGAGAUCGUGGUGGACGUGCUCUUCCUCUGCUUUGCCAUCGACACCAAAUACAACAACGGCACACGUGGGAGAGAGUUCUACAUGGACAAGACCCUGAUGGAGUUUGUGGAGAACAGCCGGAGGUCAAUGGCGAUAGAGGAGCGGGGGCGCAGCAAGCGUGCCCGUCCCAAGGAAGAGGUAGAGUUGACGGAGGUUAAGGCCAUGGUGAGUGGAGAUGUGGGCGUGGCAGGGACAGAGUGGCAGAUGUUACAGGAGUUUCACCUGUAUUAUCUGCUGCUGUGUGUGCUGGUGGACUGGGCCCUGUCAGAGCACACGCUGGUGCUGUGCCUCACCCAAGACAUGAUCAUCUUCCUGUCGGUCUGCCUGCCCACCUCCACCCUCUUCUUCCUGGGCACUCUGCUCCAGAACAUGCCCGUCGCUGCUGCAUGCUGACUAAUGCUUCCUCAUCGCCUCCCUAUAUCCAUUCUUCCAUCCAUCCUUUCUUUCUUUGCACUAACAGAGCAUGAGCAUCUAUUUUUUUAUUUGUGGAUUAUUUUUUCAUUAUUAUUAUUUGUCCAUUCAUGCCUCUUUUUUACUGUCUUGAACUAAUUCGGCAGCUGUUAACUGUAUUUUUUUUAUAUCUGUGGCCUUAAAAUCACCAUUUUGCUCUUUGGAGGAAAUAAUUGUCUACCAGUCUGGAUAAACAACAGGAUCAGAGAAAGGAAAAGGUAAUGAUAAAACAAUCUUUCACUGUAACAUUGGGGUCAUAUUUUCACCUGUAUUUUAACAGGUGGGAUGGAUUCUCAGUUUUCUAAUGGCCAGCUUUCAGCUGUGAAAGUUAACGUUGAAGUCGACACUGAAAAUAGACACUCUUUGGAUUGUUGAACCAUUACAAAAACUUACUGGACUCACCGCUGGAAAGCAUGCACAUUAAACACCAGAAUUAAUAUUAUUGUGCAGCUCUGGGAUACUGUGAUUAUCUUUCAGUCAGAACAGGCUCCCGGGACAAGCUCUGCUUGACCUAAAUCAGCCCAUGGGACUUUUUAAAGACAUUCCAAAAUGUUUAUUUUUACCAAUGUGUAACAUGUUUACUAUGGUUUCACUCCAGGGAAUACAAUAUUUUAAUAAGAAACUGUAAAAAACAAAAUGAGAUAACAAUGUAAUGAAGCACUUUAUAUUGGAGCGCUGCAUAUUUUAAAAGCCUGAUGCAUUUUUCGUAGUGAUGUCCUUUUUAUAAGACUAAAAAAAAAAAACAGUUGCCAUCUAGUGAAACAGUAUUAAUAAUGUCUAGAAUCACUGUUUUUAUUAUGUAAAGUUUUCAUAACAAACCUUUUUUUAAUAGGUUUUCUUUGUGUAAAUGAAAAAAAAAAAAAACACAUCAUACUGCGUUGCAGCACUUUUUUUUCUUUUAUCCUAAAUACUGAAGCAUCUAUGCUUUUUAUUUCUUACUUUUUAUGCUCAGCCGUGUUAUUUUACAAAAUAAUUUUACCAUGCUUAAAAACUACAAUCCACGGUUACUGUAUGAAUGGGUAUGAAUGGCAAUAUACGUUUAAAAAUGUCUUUGCAUUAUACACCAAAAUAUCAAACCAUUGGCAUUUAUUCGACAAUAAAUAUGACACAAAUACACUUUGUAAGAAAAUCAUUGACAAAAAGACAUUUGUUAGGUUUCAAAUGAUAAAAUGAUAGAUGUUUAAAAUUAAGACUAAAAGCACCCCAGAUAGCACGCACACAUCAACCAGAUUUUUUUUAGAUUGUUUGCUUAUCUGCACUACAUCUAAGACGUUUCCUCUCAGAUUUCACCAAGACAUUCAGCAGAUGUCUUUUAGACGUUUAUGAUUUUGAAUAUUUGUAAAUCUGAUCUUUUGAAGACGUUUAGCAGAUGUUAAUUAGAUUGUCAUGCUUUCGCUAUUAAACAGACAUCUCGGAGGUGUACAGUUGAAGUUUACAUACACUUAGGUUGAAGUCAUUAAAACUAAUUUUUUUAACCUCUCCACAUAUUUCUUAAUAGCAAACUAUAGUUUUGGCAAGUCGUUUAGGACAUCUGCUUUAUACAUAACACGAGUAAUUUUUCCAACAAUUGUUUACAGACAGACUUUUCACUUUUAAUUGACUAUAUCACAAUUCCAGUGGGUCAGAAGUUUACAUACACUAAGUUAACUGUGCCUUUAAGCAGCUUGGAAAAUUCCAGAAAAUGAUGUCAAGCCUUUAGGCAAUUAGCCAAUUCGUUUUUGAUAGGCUAAUUGGAAUCAAUUGGAGGUGUACCUGUGGAUGUAUUUUAAGGCCUACCUUCAAACUCAGUGCCUCUUUGCUUGACAUCAUGGGAAAUUCAAAAGAAAUCAGCCAAGACCUCAGGAAAAAAGUCUGGUUCGUCCUAGGGAGCAAUUUCCAAAUGCCUGAAGAUACCACGUUCAUCUGUACAAACAAUAGUAUGCAAGUAUAAACACCAUGGGACCAUGCAGCCAUCAUAACGCUCAGGAAGGAGACGCAUUCUGUCUCCUAGAGAUGAACGUAAUUUGGUACGAAAAGUGCAAAUCAAUCCCAGAACAACAGCAAAGGACCUUGUGAAGAUGCUGGAGGAAACAGGUAGACAAGUAUCUAUAUCCACAGUAAAACAAGUCCUAUAUCGACACAACCUGAAAGGCUGCUCGGCAAGGAAGAAGCCACUGCUCCAGAACCACCAUAAAAAAGCCAGACUACAGUUUGCAAGUGCACAUGGGGACAAAGAUCUUACUUUUUGGAGAAAUGUCCUCUGGUAUAAUAAAACAAAUAUUUAAUUGGCCAUAAUGACCAUCAUUAUAUUUGGAGGAAAAAGUGUGAGGCUUGCGAGCCAAGAACACCAUCCCAACUGUGAAGCAUGGGGGUGGCAGCAUCAAGUUGUGGGGGUGCUUUUUUGCAGGAGGUACUGGUGCACUUCACAAAAUAGAUGGCAUCAUGAGGAAGGAAAAUUAUGUGGCUAUAUUGAAGCAACAUCUUAAGACAUCAGCCAGGAAGUUAAAGCUCGGUCACAAUGUGUCUUCCAAAUGGACAGUGACAGCAAGCAUACCUCCAAAGUUGUGGCAAAAUGGUUAAAGGACAACAAAGUCAAGGUAUUGGAGUGGCCAUCACAAAGCCCUGACCUCAAUCCGAUAGAAAAUUUGUGGGCAGAACUGAAAAAACGUGUGCGAGCAAGGAGGCCUACAAACCUGACUCCGUUACACCAGUUCUGUCUGGAGGAAUGGGCCAAAAUUCCAGCAACGUAUUGUGAGAAGCUUGUGGAAGGCAACCCAAAACGUAGGGCACUGUAGGUUACUCUAAAUGACAGCAUGUCUCGUUUAUAUUUUCAGAUAAUAGAGUACAAUGAACAAGUCUGGAAAUGUGUGCAUUUAUAUGUCCAGUACAUGAAUUAAAGUGAUAAUUAAUUAAAUCUCUAACCUCUAUACUAUAUCUGUGGUCUGUGAAAUUAUCACAUAUUAUCUAGUUAGUGAAGAAGAAGGAGUGAUUAAUUGCUUAAGCUUUGAAUCGGCAGACAUUUCCUGCAUAUUGAUACUAUGGAAUGUAAUGUUAUAAAUAACAUAAAUAUUCAUUGACUGAAGGAUCAGUAAAAAAGAAUGUGGGUGCUAUAAUUUUAUUCCUUGAUAUUUAUAGAUAUGCUCAUUAAAUUCAUAUCAUGAAAUAAAAUUAUUUAUUAGAAAGUCUAAAUAUAAAUGUAUAAAGCCCUUUCUAUACAGUGAAGCGUGUGGAGGACUUUCAAAAUAUUACAGUAUUAAAAACUUGUUAUUAAAAGAUAAAGCACAAUGUACACAAUUUGUUCACUUUUGAAUGCCUUAAGUGUGUGAGACUGGAAAUGCUGGUGAGAAGAAGAUUUGUGAGGUAAAGAUUGCAUUUUACCAUAAUAAUGCUUUAAAAGCAUAAUCAUGUGCAUAAUCUGAGUUUCCAGGGCCACUGUGUUGCUAUCAAAAGGGCACGCAUGCGCGGACAGCCUCUGAAACUUACUGACAUUUACCUGAAAUAAAUGUCUCUGGAACAUAACAUACUCUGGAGCAGCUUAUGUUCAGAGAGUAAGUUGCUAUGGCUACUAACCCUGAAAGUUACGUUUUUGGAAACGAAAGUUGAGGUUAUUCACUUACUCGGAGUAAACUCACCCGGGUAAGUCGCUUAACCUGCUUUCUGGAAUACCCCUUAGCUGAACCCCAUCAUGAAUGCAGUUUUAUAGAUUUGGGGAUUUAGUAACUAAUGGGGCAAAUACUUUUUCAUGCAGGCCCAGUUGGUAUUGGAUAACUUCUUUGCUUCCAAAAAUAACGUUAUAAUUUAAAAACUGUAUUUUGUGUUUACUCUAAUUGCCUUUGUUUUAUGUGUGAGAUAAACACAAAAACAGAAGAAAUCAGGAUGGGGCAAAUAAUUUUUCACAGCACUGUACAUAGUAAGCAUUUUUUUUUUUUUUUCCAGUAUUACAUAUCUUAUAAUACUGUAGCAUUUUAUUUUUUCCCUGAAGUCCACUGAUAAUGUUAGUCAAGGGUUCAUGCACCGAAAACAGUUGUGAUUUUCAUUUACAUAACCAUUUUCCAUCCUUUCAGUGUUAGGUAAGAAAAAAAAUAAUCCACUUCAAAUUACUUGAUUACAUUGUAAAUUGUAAAGUUGUAAUCAGAUUACUAUAUUGCUAAUUACUUUACUUGUAAACUACUUUCUAAAACAUUUUUCCACUCCACAAAUUCAAAAUAAAGUCUAUAUCUCCUCCUCGUUCAUUGUUGCACACAAGUCACCCACUUAGCACCACACAUUUCUCUCUUACAAUGAUUUGUUAGGGGGCACAUGCCAUUCAAAUAUCACAGAAGUGCAAAUAGACAUUUAUAUGAACAGAAUUCAUGUCAUAUUAAAAUGUGUAACCUUAGUACUAUUAUGAAAAAUAAUUACAUUAAAUGAGUCAGUAACUGUAAUCUGAUUACUUGAAUGUAAAAUAUAAUGUGUAAUGAUUACUUUUUAAUUCAAAAAGUAGCGUAUUACAGUAAUUAUUUUGUAAUCAGAUUGCACCCAUUAAACAGGCUGUUUUUGCUACUGUACCUUUAAGACAUAUUUAUGUAAAUAACCUACUGAUUGGCUAACCUCUUUGCUUCUAAAUUAUUUUAAAGGUGCUAUAUGUAAUAUUUUUUACUGUACUAAAUCAUAAAAUGACCAUAAUAUGUCACUAGAGAAUUAGGAAACAUGCUAAGUUGAAAUAUAUAUUCUACAAAUAUAUAUAAAUAUAUUCUACUUUGAAAUUUGCAUUCCGGGCCGGAAUUUCCGUUUAUGUUUUGGCCUGUGUGAUCCCGCCCACUGCCACUCACCAAUAGUAUUUCGACACCGCCAGGGUUGCCAGAUUUGAACAAGUUUGCAGGCAAACAACACUGCGUGCUGCAGCCAUGGAAGCCAGCAAACGAACUGGAUCAGAGAUAACAGAUUCCACCUGACCUAAAAAGCCUCGCCAUCCGUCUAAAAAACCACCAUGACCAGAGGCGUUGUAAAACAAGGAUAUAUAUUGGAGACAUUUUCAGUUUCGCUCGCUCCUGUUGCGUGUCCUCAUUCCGGAAACCUGCAUGAGCUUCGAGUCUGGGGCGGGGCAGACAACUCUCCAAUAUUUUGAAUUUGGACUGCAGUACCCAUUUCAAACACUUGUUGUCAAUCUUACAUAUAGCACCUUUAAAUGAGUGAAUAACAAUAAUUUUAUUCUGUUCAUCACACAAGGUAAUCGGAAGGCUUCAGAAGACUUGUAAAAUAGUGCACUAGUCAUAUCAAUUAAAAAAAAGUUUUUUUUAAAUUUUUCUCAAAAGAAUGAAGACACUAUUCACUUGUAAUAUAUGGCAAAUUAACAAGUUGAUCAUUAAUAAGACUUUUAAAAAAAUUCACCUUUUGUGUUCCAUGGAAGAAAGCAAGUCAUACUGGUUUGGAGCAACAUUAGGGCAAGUGGAACAUUUUUUUUUUUUUUUUUUUUUGUGAACUAUCCCUUUAAGUCAAUUGUGGUUAUUCGC